Messenger RNA from Tricharina praecox, 882 nucleotides. RefSeq lists its product as uncharacterized. The record is from RefSeq and is a predicted model, not a curated record. NCBI's taxonomy places the organism in Eukaryota, Fungi, Ascomycota, Pezizomycetes, Pezizales, Pyronemataceae. The coding region runs from base 1 to 882 and encodes 293 amino acids. The transcript is spliced from 3 exons. Gene Ontology annotation, cellular component: TRAPPIII protein complex.
AUGCCACGAGAACGCGCCCUCUCCGAAGUGAAGGAGCCGCACCUAAUCUCUCUCAAAGUCCUCCGACUAUCCCGCCCCUCCCUCAGCGAACAGCAGGCGCUCCCCUCCUCUCCAAACCCUGCACUCCUCGAAGCAUCCCGCUACUCGCACGCCUACCACAGCCACGAUAUCAAUGACACGUUCAUCUUCACCCCGCUGCUCACGCUCCCGCCCUCCUUCGGCAGCGUCUACAUCGGCGAGACCUUUAGCUGCAUCCUCUCGGCGAACAACGAAUCGCGCGUUUCGGUGACAGGUGGCAAGAUCAGCGCGCAGAUGCAGACGCCAUCGCAGACGAUCCGGCUCUCGACCGACGAGGAAGAGGCCGCCGCGGGAGCUGAACUACAGCCGGGCGGGUCGCUGCAGAAGAUUGUUUCCUACGACUUGAAGGAGGAGGGCGGACAUACCCUUGCGGUUACCGUGAGCUAUACCGAGGCUAUGCAGGAUGGCGAGACCAGGGUGAGGACGUUCAAGAAGCUGUAUCAGUUUGUGGCGCAACAGUGCAUAAUGGUGCGCACCAAGGCGGGACCGCUGGGCGACGGGAACGCAGUGCUGGAGGCCCAGCUGGAGAAUCUUAGUGAGGGUCCGGUCACACUGAGUAAUGUGAGUAUGAAGACGAGGUGGAAGGCCACGUCUUUGAAUUGGGAUGGGAAGAAGGGAGGCGUGCCGGUGCUGAGGAGUAGGGACGUUGUGCAAGUUGCGUUCUUGCUCGAGCCUGGCGGGGGAGAGGGGGAGGAGAAGGAGAAGGAGGGGGAUGAUAUUGGUCAGCUCAGUAUUGAGUGGAAGACUUCGUGUGGCGAUAAAGGGUUCUUGAGAACGGGGAAGCUCUUCUUACCGCCAGUAUGA